AUGUCGUCGGCCCCCGUGGACGUCGGCGGCGGAUCCGACGGGUCCGGCUGGUCCACAAACACAGCCAGGUCGAUCGCCCACUCGACAAACCCGCCAAAGUUCAACGCCUGGAAACGCUCUACACGGGACGCCUUGGUUUUUAAGCGACCCAGGUGUCGCUACCGUACGUCAUCAUGUCCGAAUCACUCGCGGCGUCGUACCACGACGAGUAGCCGGCUGCUUUUCAUGGGCAACAAGAAGUUUCCGGAUGAGCAUGAAUACAAACGAUAUAUAUCAAACCAUUCCGGGUCCGCCAACGCCUAUACGAUGGCAAAUUCCACGAACUUUCACUUCGAGGUCUCCGCCAAACCCGACAACGGAGAGGCGCCUUCGGUGACGAACCCCUCGCCGUUACUGGGGGCCCUGGACCGCUUCGCUCAAUUCUUCAUCGGGCCUCUAUUUCUUAAAGACACACUGGACCGUGAGCUGCUGGCCGUAAAUUCGGAGCACCAGAACAAUCUGCAGAGUGACAGACGGCGUUUAGCGCAGCUGGAAAAGUGCCUGUCAAACCCCAAAGAUCCGUUUUGCCAUUUCUCUAGCGGCAAUCUCGAGACCUUGAAGAUUGCGCCCGAGGCUCAGGGCAUCAAUGUGCGCGACAAGUUCAUCGACUUCUAUGAGAAGCACUACUCGGCGAACCGGAUGAAACUCUGUGUUCUUGGACAGGAACCGCUCGAUAUUCUCCAGACUUGGGUCAUCGAGCACUUCUCGGCCGUCAAAAACAAGAAUCUCGCCGCCAACAGAUGCGAGGAAGCACUUUUUACCGAGGAGCAGCUUGGAAUCCAGAUCUUCGCGAAGCCCGUAAUGGAUAUCCGAACUCUCACCCUCACUUUCCUUUUCAUUGAACAAGAAUAUCUCUACGAGUCCCAGCCAGGCCAAUACAUCAGCCAUCUUAUCCAUCACGAGGGCCCUAGAAGCAUCAUCUCGCACCUCAAGUCGAAAGGCUGGGCGAACGAGCUCAGCGCCACGGCCAGGCCAAUUAGCCCCGGCAGCCCAAAUAUUUUUGCGUGUGAUAUUUCACUGACAGAAGAGUUCGGCCCAACACUGAUCAAGGAAGGCCUCGACUGCCUGCGACCCGACAACUUCUGUGUGACGAACCUACUUCAGGACCCUGUCCUGUUAGGGUUCAGCUUCGGUUGA
Chaetomium globosum CBS 148.51 is the source of this 1176-nucleotide messenger RNA. RefSeq lists its product as uncharacterized. Gene Ontology annotation, molecular function: metal ion binding; metalloendopeptidase activity. Gene Ontology annotation, cellular component: cytosol; mitochondrion. Bases 1 to 1176 code for a protein of 391 amino acids. Gene Ontology annotation, biological process: peptide catabolic process. The transcript is spliced from 3 exons. Lineage: Eukaryota; Fungi; Ascomycota; Sordariomycetes; Sordariales; Chaetomiaceae. The record is from RefSeq and is a predicted model, not a curated record.